Messenger RNA from Salvelinus sp. IW2-2015, 1719 nucleotides. Its product is annotated as SEC23-interacting protein-like. Gene Ontology annotation, molecular function: metal ion binding; glycerophospholipase activity. The record is from RefSeq and is a predicted model, not a curated record. Lineage: Eukaryota; Metazoa; Chordata; Actinopteri; Salmoniformes; Salmonidae. Gene Ontology annotation, cellular component: COPII-coated ER to Golgi transport vesicle; cytoplasm.
UAUAAGGGUAUAGCUAUAUGGAUCUACAAAACAAAUGUCCUUGGGUAAAAAAAAACACACAUUUGAGGCCUGAAAAUAACUGACUUUUGAGUGAAAUUUACCAGAAACGGAAAGUAAAUGAUUCAAUUGUAUUACAAUGCCUCUCUAGGCCAUUUCCUAGAAUUGGUGAUUACAAUCUAUGGUCCAAAUCCCACUGUGAAAUUACGUCUGACUGAUUAAUUUCCUCUCUUCUAUAUUUUGUUAGCUUAUGUGCACAGUUGAGGACCUGAAAGAGAUGGGCAUUCCAUUGGGGCCAAGGAAGAAAAUUGCUAAAUUUGUCAAAGAAAGAGCAAUUAAGCAGGCAGCACAAGAUAAGAAGGCAGCAGAAGUGAAGGUGGCCAGUCAAGAGGUCGUCCCCGCCCAAUUAAGUGAGUCCCUCCCAGGGCCCGGCACCACGAAGCUUCCUGUUGGCGGGACUUACUCGUCCGUCCAUGUGGAUUACAACUACUUCAAAGUUGGCACUGGACAGGUGUCGGUGGUGUACCACACUCUGGACUUUGAACCGGUGAAUUUCUUUGCCCUGGGAUCUCCCAUAGGGAUGUUCCUCACAGUGCGAGGGCUGGAGAAGAUUGAGGAAAACUACCAGCUACCCACCUGCAAGGGGUUCUUCAACAUUUACCAUCCGCUGGACCCAGUUGCUUACAGGAUUGAGCCCAUGAUCCUGCCAGACCUGGACUUGAAACCUGUUCUGAUUCCACAUCACAAAGGGAGGAAGAGGCUGCAUCUCGAGCUGAAGGAGAGUCUCUCCCGCAUGGGUUCAGACCUGAAGCACGGCUUCAUCAGCUCCCUGAAGAGUGCCUGGCAGACCCUCAACGACUUUGCCCGUGCUCACACCUCCAAUGCCCAGCUGGCAGCCGAGCUCGCUAUGGUGGCCAAUCAGAUCAAGGAGGAGGAGGAGAAGCAUGCACACAGUGAGGUCGCAGAACACAGGAUAGUGGAGAGUCCUGAGCUGCUGAGAGAAGAAGAGCCCCAGGUGAUAAUAGGCAUGCUGAACGGGGGGAACCGCAUCGACUACGUCCUACAGGAGAAGCCCAUCGAGAGCUUCAACGAGUACCUCUUCGCCCUGCAGAGUCACCUGUGCUACUGGGAGUCUGAAGAUACAGCCCUACUACUCCUGAAAGAGAUCUACAAGACCAUGGGGAUAAACCCAGAACAGAUUUUACAUUAAUGCAACGGAUUGGUAACCUGGUGGAACCACCCUGAUUGCUGCGUUCAUUCCGUUUCACUGCACGUAAGUGAAAUAGAAUGGUGAAUGCAGUGAUCAGGCCGGUUCCACCAUGUUAAUGGAUUGGUUGGAGUGAAAAAUAAACCUUUCUGAAACCCUCAUACUCCCCAUCAGGUUUGUCCAUGUCAAUGAUUUUUGAUUUGAUAUUGUAUAUGGUUCUUUGUUAGUAUUCAUUGAUUCUCAUAGUCUAUUGUAUGAGGAUGAAUAUGCUUGUAAUAUGCCCUUUGUCUUAAAUUAAGAAAAUAGAUCAAAUUAGUGGAUUGAUUCCAAGGACCACUUUACUUGUUUGAAAUCAAAUUUUUAUAGCCUAAAUUAUAGAAAUGGUGAGGUUUGCUGAACUAUAUGAAAUUAAACAUUUACAAGAGAAAUCACAGAAACUGCUAAUUUAAGUAUUUACCUCAAAUGUAUUUUAUGUUUAACAAUAGCCGUAAAAUAAACCAUUUACUUUCACAUUA